AUGGACCAAAUUGCUCUUGCAAUUCAUGAUGAGCUUGCCUGUUUGUUCAGAAAUAUAGAAGGGUUGUCAAAGGGAGGACAAAAAGUUGUGAAGGGUAUUGGUAGUGCUAUCUAUGUGGUGGUGGGGAAUCUAGUGUCUGGAGAUGAUAGGCAGGAUGCAGCGAGCGCUCAUACAGGAAACAGGAGGACCGUCAUACUUGGGUAUGAUGUGAACAAGUAUGAUGUCGAUUUACUGAACUUCCAGCUUAAUGCAAGCAUUUUGCUACUUUGUGACAAGGAGGUUUGA
Messenger RNA from Prunus armeniaca (apricot), 285 nucleotides. The record is from the annotation of a GenBank genome assembly. Lineage: Eukaryota; Viridiplantae; Streptophyta; Magnoliopsida; Rosales; Rosaceae.